This is a messenger RNA of Fundulus heteroclitus (mummichog), 2507 nucleotides long. RefSeq names its product UDP-Gal:betaGlcNAc beta 1,4- galactosyltransferase, polypeptide 2 (gene b4galt2). The record is from RefSeq and is a predicted model, not a curated record. Bases 914 to 2062 code for a protein of 382 amino acids. Lineage: Eukaryota; Metazoa; Chordata; Actinopteri; Cyprinodontiformes; Fundulidae. The transcript is spliced from 9 exons. Gene Ontology annotation, biological process: carbohydrate metabolic process. Gene Ontology annotation, molecular function: glycosyltransferase activity.
AAAAUCCCGACCGCGCGGGCUUCCGUAGGCAACAAGAGCGAAGGGACCAGCUCGCAGCUUCAUCCUCAGAGCAUCUUUUCCAGCUUUCCUAUCAUCCUCACCCAAACAAACCAACAGCGCGAUGACGGAAAAUCCGGACAAAUCGGAGCUCAUUUCCUGGCUUUGGAUGCUGGUUUCGUUACGGGUCGGGUUCGGAUUUCGGCUCAACGUGAGGCUGCUUCCCCGAUGAGGAGGAGAGGACGUAACAGUCUGCGUGUUCACACACACACACACACACACGCACACACAAAGAACAUAGUUUUCCUGAGCAUAGCCUGAACUGAACCUCAAGGCUUUUUUUAAGGAGGGUUUUAUAAAUUUAAUGCAACGCCGAUUUGUUGUCCCCGGCUCAUGCGAAGAGAAUGCGAGCAGCUUUGCACAGAAACAACACAAAGGUUUGUGACUACCUUCUUGGAGCCAUGAGGAAUAAAGCCUUUCCAAUGGACAUAACAACACAUCCUCGUUACAGAUGAAUAUUUGUGCCGUCAAUCCGUUCACCAAUCAUUCAGAAAUCUUCAAUGCAAGAAACAACGUUUUCAGUAAUUGGAAUGUGUUAAAAAUGGAGUACCCCAAGGCUUCAGCUGCCACUUGACACAUCUAUAUCUUUGGUUAGAGAAAGUGGAGGCUGAUCACAAUCAAACCAGUCUUGCUGAUAGCAGAUGAAGUUGCUAAAGUGGUCUUCCACUCCUCAUCAGUGACCCAAUGACUCAAGUUCAGAGAACUAAGUACCAACGAUCCACAUGAGCUCAUAAGAGAUCCGACAGCAGCUGAUAUCACCUGGAGAAACAACAGAAUGACUGCAUUCCCGUAGCUUCACCUCACCACGCCAGCAUUGCCGUGGCUGGCCGUCACAGGACGGCCACCUCCGUUUGUCAUGACCCGGCUGAUGUUGGGCCGGACUCUGGAGCGUAUCUGCAAAGGCGUCCUGCUGCUCUGCCUGCUCCACUUCCUCAUCAUGAUGAUCCUGUACUUUGACGUCUACUCGCAGCGGUUUGACCUCUUCAGCCGCUUCAACAACGGCAGAAAUGGGUCGAGGAAUAACAGCAGCGGAACGGGCAGCGGACAUCAUUAUUACUACUUCAACCUCUCAAGACCCAAUGCAACAUCAGCCACCUAUCUGGCCGCAGGUGAACAGCUGGUGCCAAGUCUGCAGCCUGAGAACAACCAGACACCUUCUCCCAAACCGCUGCCACCGUGUCCAGAGAACCCACCAGGCCUCGUUGGGCGCUUGCUGAUAGAGUUCAGUUCCCAAAUGACGAUGGAACGAGUACAGAAAGAAAACCCAAACGUCACAGACGGAGGCCGAUACAAGCCACCCGACUGCAGGCCGAGAUGGAAGGUUGCCAUCAUCAUCCCGUUCCGUCACAGAGAAAAUCACCUGAAGUACUGGCUCCACUAUCUCCACCCCAUCCUCAGACGGCAGAAAAUUGACUACGGCAUCUACAUCAUCAACCAGCUGGGUGAGGAUACGUUCAAUCGUGCAAAGUUGCUGAAUGUUGGCUACACGGAGGCCCUAAAGGAUGCCGAGUACGACUGCUUCAUCUUCAGUGACGUGGAUCUGAUCCCUAUGGACGACCGGAACCUCUAUCACUGUUACGACCAGCCGAGACACUUUGCCAUCGCAAUGGACAAGUUUGGCUUUAGGUUGCCCUAUGCUGGCUACUUUGGAGGAGUUUCGGGACUCAGUAAAAAGCAGUUUCUUAAAAUCAAUGGCUUUCCAAACGAAUACUGGGGCUGGGGAGGGGAGGAUGAUGACAUUUAUAACCGGAUCACUCUCAACGGGAUGAAGGUGUCCAGGCCAGACGUUCGCAUCGGCCGCUACAGAAUGAUUAAGCAUGAGCGGGACAAACACAACGAGCCAAACCCACAGAGAUUCAACAAAAUACAGAACACAAAGAACACGAUGAAGAAGGACGGCAUCAGCUCCUUGACCUACAAACUGGUUCAGGUGAAGAAGUAUCCAAUGUACACAAACAUCUCCGUGGAGAUCGGCAAGCCGCCGCCUCGACCCAUCAAAGGCUAGAGAGAAUUAAAGCGGGAAGGCUUUAAAGUUGACGCACUUUCACCCGGAGAGAGGAGAGGAAAGAAAGGAAGGUGUGACAAAGAGAAAGAUGAUGCGGCGUUCUCUUUUUCCCCCUCUGUUUGCUUAUUUGAGAUUUCCGCUUGACAUUUCGUACUUUUUGUAGGGCUCUGGCUUUCUCCAAUUAGGAACACCAGCUGCCGCCCGGUAACAGUCUGUGAUGGUAAAAAGUAAAAAACAAACACAAAAAAAACUGAGCUAUAAUAUCAGCAGCUGACAGAAGGUCGUUGUCAAACUCGAGACUGGUUCCAUGAAGGGUCAUCUGUAAACUGCAGGGCGUCCAGCCACAUAUCGUCAGGAACACCAUCCAUGGGUACUAUGAAAGACUUUGGCCUGUACUGGAAACGCACGCACAAUGACUCAGUCUCAUUUUAAACAAAAAGGCAAA